Messenger RNA from Centruroides sculpturatus (bark scorpion), 1197 nucleotides. Its product is annotated as 1-acyl-sn-glycerol-3-phosphate acyltransferase epsilon-like. Gene Ontology annotation, cellular component: mitochondrion; endomembrane system. Bases 622 to 1128 code for a protein of 168 amino acids. The transcript is spliced from 6 exons. The record is from RefSeq and is a predicted model, not a curated record. Gene Ontology annotation, molecular function: acyltransferase activity. NCBI's taxonomy places the organism in Eukaryota, Metazoa, Arthropoda, Arachnida, Scorpiones, Buthidae.
GUUCUUAAUGAAUUAAACUUGUACAUGUGUUUUCGAAUGUAACAUUUCUAAGGAAAAAAGCAUCGUUCUAUUUAUUGAUCACGCGUGUUUGAAGGAGCGUGUUUAGCGUGCGAGUCAAUUAGACUCGCACGUAUAUCAACUUUCGUGAGAAACGAACGGCUGCCCGGAACGUAGUUGUCAUGGUAACGGUGACGUUUCGAUGCGUGUUUAAUGAGACCGGGCUGUAAGUGGAUACCCAGCUUAAAACAUGUGUUCAGUCAUUUUAAGAAUACUUGCAAUUAACAAUAAUGUUAACCUUAAAAAUCGGAAAUAUUCUCAUUUCCGUCAGAAAAUUGUGAUCACAUGCAUUAAAAUCACUGAUAUUAAGAAACCACAGUAACGAAUCAUUUCGAGUGCAGAAUCACAGAAUUGUUCAUGACUAGUUCGAGGUGCCUAGUCUCGAGUAUGUUAAUUUAACGACGCUUUGUACUGUUGUCAACCAAUGGCGUAUUCUGAUGAAAUCUGACUACAAUCAUAAUAUUAUAAGCAUAACAUGCUUGCCUUUAUGAAUAUAUUGGGAAUGUCACGUGUCAUGAACUCAUUCAGCUAUUUGUCUCACUGAACGACAAGAAAAAACUCGGAAUGAUAAUUCCUGCAGUUAUUAUAAUUGGAUCAGCUCCACCAUAUUAUUUAUUAUGGCUCGUAUGGAAAUUUUUUUCACUUGUUUUACCAUCGUGGGUUUAUCAAAAAGGUGAUGAUAUAUGUUAUUGUUGUUAUCAACGUUUCAUUUUAUUCUUCUUUGAAAAUCUAUCGGGUAUGGAGAUAAUAUUUCAUGGUGAUGCAUUAGAAGUGAUGAAGAAGAAGGAGAGAGUGAUUUACAUGAGCAACCAUCAAAGUACUAUGGAUUGGAUAGUAGUCCAUAUGCUAGCAGAAAGACAAGGCAGUCUCGGUCAUGUUAGAUAUGUAAUGAAAGACUCCUUACAAGCCAUUCCAUUAUAUGGAUUUUAUUUUUAUCAACAUGGAUGCAUUUUUGUAAAGAGAGGAAAAUUUGAUGGAUCUAAAAUGAAUUCUGCUUUAAAUUAUUUACGAGAUGAUAAAAUACCUUCAUUAUGUAAUUCAGAAAAUUAUUUGGAAAAAAGAGAGUACUGAACAGCUCCAGUCUCUCCUACAUUAUAAAUAGCUGGAGAUUAAUGCACAAACAUUGUGAGUAGUUCAUUC